This is a messenger RNA of Uncinocarpus reesii 1704, 900 nucleotides long. RefSeq lists its product as uncharacterized. NCBI's taxonomy places the organism in Eukaryota, Fungi, Ascomycota, Eurotiomycetes, Onygenales, Onygenaceae. The transcript has 4 exons. The coding region runs from base 1 to 900 and encodes 299 amino acids. The record is from RefSeq and is a predicted model, not a curated record.
AUGCCACGCGCGAAAAGGAAUUUAGGCGAACGCCCAAUUUCGAGCGAUGUCAUUUUACCGAUGCAAGACCCUUACAUGACCCAGAUUACUGAUGGGAGGAAGAACCAUGAGUUCCGGAAAUAUCGCCUCAAACCAUGCGUGAAAAGAAUCUGGUUCUAUCGAACAGCUCCGCACUCUAGCAUCACCCAUGUCUGCGAGACUCUGCCCGCGCGGACACGAAAUCCCGGAGAUCUUCCGCUCGACGAGGAUGGCCUGGGCAAUGUCGAAUUUAACAAUAGGCAUAAGGACUGGAAUGGCUACGAUUUCGCCUACAAGAUCGUCACUGUCUACGAGCUCAGGCGGCCGAUAUCUCUCAAGGAGAUAAAGGACAAGCAUGGUUUCAAGUCGGCACCAAGGGGACUGGUCUACCUACCCGAUUCGAUCAGCAACAGUGUUAACUGGAAGCAACAGAAGCUCACUGCGCGUGGAGGGAAGGAUGGCUGGGUCUCGCAUGACGAGUAUGAUGAAUGCCUGAGAAGGCGGGAAAUACCUAGUCUCAUAUGCAUGCCCCCUGGCCCGUGCCUCAUGCUGCCGUCUCGCCCACUCGUACCCGGCCCUCAACUCGUCUGUCAGCGGCACGAUGCAACUCGGCCGGUCGAACAUGGCAGGGGGUUCGAUGCGCGAGAACUCGUCACGGAAGAUGUGGCGGGCCCGGAGGUCGUUGCGGUGGACGGAUUCUAUUGCCUUCGCUUAAAAGCACCCCAUCCGACUCGUCAUGCUCAUGCUCGAACAAGACUACUCCGCCAAAAAUCUGCGUCUCGGCCCGGUAACCAACCGUAUCGGCGAGGCCCUAUGGAUAGCGCGUGGCGCCGCGAUAUAGCCGAUGGUACAAAUCAACAGUGGAGUGGGGGUGUUGGCUGA